CUCAAGGUCCCACCCCCUCUUCCUAGUGCCUCACCUCGAGGACCACCUUGCGCAUGCGCUCUAGCUCACGGAGGAUAACUCAAUUACUGGUGCAUGGACAACUUUUCUAGGAAGGCCUUUGAAAAUCUGAGGAGGAGAUGGAGCUGGCAAAUACUUUAAGACAAGACGGCGAGUCUCACGGAGGUGUUUUAGCUCACUUGGAAAGACUAGAGACACAAGUGAGCAAAUCCCGUAAAAAAUUGGAAGAGCCUCAGAACGCACAGGCUCUUGAAGCCAGGAUUCAUGAACUGAAACGUCUGCGAGAUAAGCUGAGGGCUGAAGUGAAACAGCGUCAAGCCAGAGUUAAAGCAUCUACUGCCAAUGUAGAACCUGACCAAACAUUAGAGAUUAGUGAGCAAGAAAUUUUGGAGAGAAAACAGGAAAAUAUGAAAGCCAUUCUACAGGCAUAUCGUUUUACAGGGAUCAGCGGGAAGCUGACCAGCCGAGGAGUAUGUGUCUGCAUCAGCACUGCUUUUGAGGGGAACCUGCUGGAUUCCUACUUUGUGGAUCUUGUCACGGAGAAACCACUUUGGAUACAUCACCAUUCGGUGCCAGUCUUCAUUCCCCUAGAAGAGAUAUCUGCAAAAUACCUACAGACUAAUACUCAGCACUUCCUGUUUGUUCUCUGUGAAUACCUAAAUGCUUACUCGGGGAGGAAGUACCAGGCAGAUCGACUUCAGAGUGACUUUGCAGCCUUUCUUGUGGGGCCCUUGCAGAGAAACUCAUUGUGCAACUUGCUGUCAUUUACUUACAAAGUGAAGCCGGAAGGUCAGUCCUUCCCCUUCUGUGCUAGACUGCUGUAUAAGGACCUCACCACAACCCUUCCAACUGAUGUCACUGUUACUUCUCAAGGGACAGAAGCAUUACCCAGAAUGUGGGAAGAACAGCGAGCAGCCCAUGAAAACCUGUUUUUUACGAAGCCCCUACAUCAGGUGUUUACUUCAUUUGCAAAAAAAGGAGAAAAGCUGGAUAUGAGCCUGGUCUCCUAGAAUAUUUUCUUUGGGGACACAUCAGAAGUAAAAGGAAAUAUUGCACUUUCUGCUCCCAUGACUAAGGUGACUGGGGUUCCAGAAGAACCUUUCAAGAUUGUCAGGACAAGAGCCAUUUCACCUAACUCGGACCACAGACGAGCAGGUCUUCAGCGUGAAAAGCACUGCUUCCAGGUUCUAGCUGCGGAGCAAGUGGUCCCAGCGAGCGGCCCUCAUCUAAAGCAGAGCUUCUCCGCCUGUGCUCCCAGCCAGGCACAGAGGCAGUAGCCUUGUUCCACCUCUGGCAGCCCUUCCUACUCACAGUGGCCAUGGCCUCUCUGGGUGGAAGAGGGCUGGUAAGAACUAGGGCUCUGGAAGGAACGUUCCAGUACCAUGACUAUGAGCCCUACUCCCUGGGUAAGCUAGAGGCACACUGAGGAAUAGUAUGGCCACCCUCAGAGCUUGCACGUUCACGGACAAAUGAAGGCUGAAGGAGAUUUUUUAAACCUAAAAUCUAUGAGAGUGUGCACUUCAACAGCCUGGGUUGUUGGGACUUGGUCACAUGACCUUUCCCGAAGCCUUUCUUUGAUUCCCCAAAAUAAACUCUCCCUCCCCUUUGGAUUCUCGUAGGGCUGGAGGCCAUUCAGGAGUUGUCUACUACCUGGUGAGGCAGUGUGAUUGAGGCGCCGUUAGGGAAUGUGGCCAGCUUGUCUCGGCCCUUCAAGAAAAAGGUUAGCAGUUCCCCCUUCCCUUUCACAAAGAUGGGCCCUCUCCUCACGAAGCGGAAGCCAUACUCUCGAAGGAUGACUUGGGUUUCUUCCACCACCUGUAGAGGAGAACCGAGAGCCUGGGGUUAGAGAGAGAGCCUGGGCUGAGGGGCUUGGCAGCACCCAGCACAGUUCCCAUACUCAGGCCCGCAGGGCUCCCCUCCUGUCCCCUUCAGCGUGGGCACAGAUUGGGGGUGGGUGUGCCCAGCUCUUCUCUCUCCUAAAGGUAGCCUUCCUGCCUGCUCUCUUAGGAGGUCAGCCAUAGGUCACCUUGUUUGGCAACGUGUAUCUUGCUUUUCUGUCCUCUUUGCCUUUUUUGUGGAGCUUUCCUGCCAGACCCAGUGACAAAGAUCAGGUGGUUUUGAGGGGAGCACUUGGAGGCCCAAAAUGUCAGCUAGUUCACACCAACAGGCAGGAUGUUCUUACCCAAAACUUAAACCUACAUUUUGCAAAUAGAGUUGAAAUAUUUCCUCCCUUCUACUGAGUAAGCUCGUCCCACUCUUGCUCUUGACUGCAACACGACCCGCUUAACAUUCUGGGCCCACAGAACAGAGGCCACAGUGCCCAGCAACACAUGCACUGUUCUGAUUCUGUCCCCUGGACUUACCUGGAUGUUGCCCAUGACCCCUGUGGACUCCAUCCUGCUGGCUACAUUGACUGUGUUGCCCCAGA
Messenger RNA from Budorcas taxicolor (takin), 2446 nucleotides. It is a transcript of the gene CENPO, whose product is annotated as centromere protein O. The transcript is spliced from 8 exons. Gene Ontology annotation, cellular component: kinetochore; Mis6-Sim4 complex. The coding region runs from base 138 to 1028 and encodes 296 amino acids. Lineage: Eukaryota; Metazoa; Chordata; Mammalia; Artiodactyla; Bovidae. The record is from RefSeq and is a predicted model, not a curated record.